AUGGACGAAAGUGUUAGAAUGCAAAAUUUAACCGCGGAGACAUCGUCUUCGGAACUGCUCUCCGUUAGCCGAUUACCGCCGUCAACAUCCGUUGAAUUGCCUUGUGUAUCGUCGUUCACUGACAACUGUACAGUAAAAAUUUCUGAAAUUGUGCCUUGCGAUGAAAACAGUGAAUCAAAUACAGAUGAAGAUACAGAUCAGGUAUAG
Enterobius vermicularis (human pinworm) is the source of this 207-nucleotide messenger RNA. Lineage: Eukaryota; Metazoa; Nematoda; Chromadorea; Rhabditida; Oxyuridae. The record is from the annotation of a GenBank genome assembly.